UCUCCGUGCGGUAAAAAAGUUAGUAUUAGAGCACAAGGUGACGGUGCUCCUGGAGCACCGAGUAAUCACUCUCACGGACGGUGUAGAUAGAAUUAAGUGCGAUUCCAUCUCCGCUUUACACUCUUCUUCGUCUUUCCUCUGCCUCACCCUGCACCAGUCCUUUCAACUCAUGUCAACCAAUCUCACUCAAUCCACGACGGCGCCGGCGCCGGCGCCGGCGGAGGAGCCCUCGCCGGCGAAAGAUCUCCCCAAGGACAUCAUCAUCGACAUCCUCUCGCGCCUCCCCGUCCGAUCCCUCGUCCAAUUCUACUGCGUCUGCAAAUCAUGGUACGCCCUUCGCCUAAACCCUAAUUUCAUCUCCAAGCACUUCCGCCACUCCACGCUCAGCACCGCCAACCACGGUGACCGUAGCUUUUUCCUGCUGACACGUCACCAAUCCAAGGCCAUCACUUUACUCUCCGGUACCAAAUCCGUAGACAUCCCAAUCAACAUGGACAUACCUUUCUUAAACAUAUCGAAACCCUUACGGAUCUCCGGUAGCUGUCACGGUUUGGUCUGUCUCAGUGUCAUGCCCAUCGCUUCUAUACUGAUUAUCUGGAAUCCGGCCACUAGGGUUUUCAAGGACCUGCCGGUCUCGAACGUACAGAGGCCGAACGCGGGGCCCAUUAAGGUUGUCUUGGGGUUCGGGUUCGAUUCGGGUAGUAAAGAUUACAAGGUGUUGAGGAUUGUGAACUAUUGUUACCCUCUGAACCAGGUUGAGAUCUACUCCUUGGGGACGGAUACUUGGAGGGAGAUAGAGGCUAAUGUGAGGUUUAUAAUUUUUGAGGCGUCGAGUAGGGUUUUCGUGAGGGGGAGGUUCCAUUGGACGGCCCUUGGGUUUAGGGAGUUGAAUGGACGGGAGCUGAUCGUUACGUUCGACUUGGGGGAGGAGGUGUUUAGUCAGUUCAUGUUGCCGAAUUUUUCCCGCGAAAAUGACGAUAAUGAUGGUGAUGAUGAUGAUGAUGACGACGAGGAGGAUGAGGGGAGAUUAGGGUGGCAUUUGGUGGCGUGGAAGGAUUCUAUUGGUUUGAUAGUUUAUCCUAACCAUUCCAAGGACAAGAAAUUCGAUAUGUGGGUUAUGAAUGAGUAUGGGGUUGCGGGGUCGUGGACUAAGUACAUGUCAUUUGGACCUUAUCCGAGAGUUAAUAAGCCAUUGGGAUGCCGAAUGAAUGGUGAGGUUUUAUUGCAUAAGGAAAAUGGGGAAUUGGUCUUGUAUGACCCUGCCACCCAGGAAUUUAAGAAUGUUCCAGUUAAUGAUGUUCCUUAUUGUUCAGAAGUUUUCAAUCAUGUGGAGAGUCUGGUUCCAAUUAAGGGAGGAAAAGAUCUGGAAGAGGCAAAUAUGUAUACUGUGGUUCCAGACCUUUUCUUUGUUCGGAAAAUCGAUUUGCUGUUGGAAUGAUAGUUUCCUGGAUUGAGAUUUAGCCUACUGCUGGGAUCCUGUGAGCAAUCUGCUUUACUGUAGCCCUCCUCCUCAGUGAUUGGCUUUUGUUGUGUUUGUUGUUGUUUCUUUCAGUGGUGUUCAAAUGCUAAGUUGGAUUGAAGAUGUGCUAAUGGAGUGAUUCUCUGUGUGACUGGUCGACACCUGGGUGAGGACCAUUUCCCAUUGGUCUGAUUUGGCUCUUGUAGCAAGAAGUAAGAAAGAAAACGAAAAAACGAGGUCUGAAGAAAAUGAGGAAGAAAGAGAAGAGGUAUGGUGGCUCGUCUCAUCAGAAUCUCCUCUAAAUUGUGAUGCUCGUUGCAGAAUUGCCGGAAUUGUAUGUCUGUUGUAAGGACAAUUUAUACAUGCGUAUGUUCCAGACUUUGGAGUGCACCUGUUAUGUACUUAAUCCUUUUACCUUAACAACUAAUGCUUCUCCUGUUGUAUCCUGUAGCUCAUCGUUUGUGUUUUUAGUUCUCUCUCUUUCUCUUAAGUAUUGCAACUUUAGUAUUGAUUUUCA
Molecule: messenger RNA, 1976 nt
Organism: Rhododendron vialii
Lineage: Eukaryota; Viridiplantae; Streptophyta; Magnoliopsida; Ericales; Ericaceae
Product: F-box protein At3g07870-like
Exons: 1
Coding region: 170-1438 (422 amino acids)
Molecular function (GO): protein binding
Source: RefSeq, a predicted model, not a curated record